AACCCCGUAUUUGGGUAGCAGUUAGGCGGAUUUUAUUGUGGAAACCUGGCAACCCUGAGUCUGCCGUCGUGUCGCGUGAGCACCGAAGAUGGCGGCUAGCAGCGCGGCGUCGAUGUGUCAGUUCUGGAAGCGCUUUAAUUUGCAGCAGCUGCAGAGAGAGCUAGACAGCACCGCCACACUGCUGGCCAGCCGGCAGGAUGACAGCGAGCAGUCCAGGAAAAAACUCAUCGACCAGAGCCGCGAGUUUAAGAAGAACACGCCAGAGGAUCUGAGGAAGCUUGUGGCUCCGCUGCUGAAGAGUUUGCAGGCUGAGAUUGAUGCAUUGAGUAAGAGGAGUAAAGAGUCAGAGACGGCCUUUCUAAACGUCUAUAAACGACUGAUUGAUGUGCCGGAUCCGGUGCCGGCGUUGGAGUUGUCGCAGCAGCUGCAUCUGAAGGUCCAGAGGAUGCACGACAUAGACACGGAGAACCAGAAGCUGCGUGAGACGCUCGAGGAGUACAACAAAGAGUUUGCUGAGGUCAAGAACCAGGAGGUGACCAUUAAAACACUAAAGGAGAAGAUCAGAGAGUAUGAGCAGAGCAUGAAGAACCAGGCAGAGAAUCUGGCCCUGGAGAAACAGCAACAGAUUCAUAAAAGCUAUGAGGAGAAAGAAAGGAAGUUCCAGGAGUCGCACGAGUCUUUGGUUGGUAAACUACAGGAAGCUGAACUCAAAGCCCAGAGUCUGCAGACAGCACUUGAACGAACUCAGACGGAGCUUUUUGACCUGAAAACCAAAUAUGAUGAAGAGUCGACUGCAAAAGCUGAUGAGACUGACAUGGUGAUGACCGAUCUGGAGCGAGCCAAUCAGAGAGCAGAAGCUGCUGAGAGGGAGGUUGAAGCUCUGAGAGAGCAGCUCACAUCAGCUAACAUAUCAUCCCCACCGCAGACACGGAUCGACUCGACUCCAUACACGGAUGAGAGUGCGGAGCUGGUGCUGCACUCGAGUCUGGAGGCGGAGCUCAGUGCAAAGGAGCGUGAGAUGCUCCAGCUGGUGGAGGACGUCCAGAGACUGCAGGCCAGCCUCUCCACGCUCCGAGAGAGCUCAGCCGCACAGAUCAGCCAGCUUCAGCAGCAGCUCCAGAGCCAGACCGCCACGCUCAAGCAACUGGAGGAGAAGCUGCAGACACAGACAGACUAUGAGGAGGUGAAGAAAGAGUUCAGCAUCCUGAAGUCGAUGGAGUUUGGGCCGUGUGACAGCUCCACAGCGCAGGACUCAUCUAAACCGUUAGAGGUGUUGCUGCUGGAGAAGAACCGCAGCCUGCAGUCUGAGAGCGCGUCUCUGCGCAUCGCUAACACCGAGCUCAGCAGCCGUUAUGCGUCUCUACAGCUGGAGUUCUCUGCAGCAGUGAAGACCAGCGCUGAACAGAAAGAGCUCAUCCUCAAACUGGAGCAGGAUCUCAGCACCAUCCAGACUAUGUCACGGCCCGACGCUGAGGGUGCAGACAGCAGUGUGGUGAUCAUCCCUGAGCCCAUUAAAGAGGCCACUGCUCUGUUCUCAGGUGUGGGCGGCUCUCCUCAGACGGAUCUUCCUCAGGGUCAGAUGGACUCUUUGCUGUCCAUCAUCUCCAGUCAGAGGGAGAGAUAUCGCUUGCGUAACCAGGAGCUGGAGGCCGCGAACAGCUCCUUACAGCAGACCUUACAGGCUCUUCAGAGCGAGCUGGACAGUCUGCGGGCCGACAACAUCAAGCUCUACGAGAAGAUCAAGUUUCUGCAGGGCUACCCAAACAGAGCCGGAGACAGUGAUGAUACAGUGAUGCGUUACUCAUCUCAGUACGAGGAGAGACUCGAUCCCUUUGCUUCCUUCAGCAAAAAGGAGCGUCAAAGGAGAUAUCAGAGCCUCAGCCCGUGGGACAAGGCCACGCUCAGUCUGGGUCGUGUGAUCCUCUCCAAUAAGACGGCCAGAACUGUGGCGUUCUUCUACACGCUGAUCCUGCACUGCCUCGUCUUCCUGGUGCUGUAUAAAGCCGCCUGGAGUGAGAGUAUCGGUCGGGACUGUGCUGCAUUUUGUGCAAAGAAAUACUCAGACCACCUGCACCGUUUCCACGAGGAUGGAGACACGUGGCAGUAGCGGCUUCUAUCCACUAGAGAGAGCUGUUCACAUCAACCACAUAUUUAUGACAUGAAAAUCAUAGCUUGUCUUUAAUUACUGGUACUAGGACCAGGUUAGUUAAAUAUUAAAUAUUAAACUGACAUGAGGUUUAACGGUUUGAUGCUGUUAAUUUACAUGACGAGAUGUUCUGCAGGUCAUGCGUUGGGCAUUUUCUCUCUGUUACCAUCUAUUUGACUUGAAAUCAAUCCUCUCUAACAUCUGUAGCACCUACCCGAUGGUGAUCUGUUGCUCUUGCAUACAUGAUUAUAACGCUUUACAGAGAAAUCAGUGGUAAUGGUUUAUUUAACUUUGUGGCAGAUACAGCAUCUGACACGAUAUUUAUAUCCCUUCUUUUUGUAUAUUCAACUAUUGGGACUUUAGGUGUAGUCUCUUGAAAUUAAAUUUAAGCUUUCAUGGAAUGUGUGUUUUCUUUAUUAUGAGAUUAAUCUAUUAAUAAAACUAAUAAAAUCAAAUUAAUAAAACGUUUGGGGGUUGGUAAGAUUUUAAUGUUUUUGAAAGGAGACUUUUGCUCAUCAAGGCUGCAUUUAUUUGAUCAAAAAUACAGUAAAAAAAUAAAAUAUUACAAUUUGAAAUAACAGUUUUCUAUGUGAAUCUCUAUUAAACUGUAAUUUAUUUCUGUGAUGCGCAGCUGUAUUUUCAGCAUCAUUACUGCAGUCUUCAGUGUCACAUGAUCUUCAGAAAUCAUUCUAAUAUGCUGAUUUGCUGCUCAACAAACAUUUCUGAUUAUUAUCAAUGUUGAAAACAGUUGUGCUGCACAACAUUUUUGUGGAAACUGAUGCAUUUUAUUUUUCAGGAUUCACAGAUGAAUAGAAAGUUCAAAAGAACAGCAUUUAUUUGAAACUGAAAUCUACUGUAACAUUGUAAAUGUCUUUACUGUCACUUUUGAUCAAUUUAAUGCAUCCUUAAUGAAUAAAAGUGUUGUUUUCUUUCCAAAAAAAAAAAAAAAAACAUACCGACUCCAAACCUUUGAACAGUACUGUGCAUGAACCAAUAAUUGGAGAUAUUUCCACAUUUUCUUUACUGAUUCAGAGGAACAUCUGUGGAGUGGCUUUAAAUAUAAUGUGUGAAAUGGCAUGGACUCCUGCACACUGAAGGUGGCAUCCGCUGAAUCUAAUUAUUAAUAAAUGAAGGGCUUGCUGUGGACUGCUGGUGGCAGAAGUCCUGAGAAAAUGCUCGAGCACUGGGCUUCUGCUCACGGGUUCGUCUUUUUCAUCGUGGAAGCAGAUGUUAAAGGCUCAUUUUGUAAUGAAUAAUUAGUGAGACGGAAAACAGUCUCCUCCAUCAGUCUGCAGACAUCCAGCGGGGUGUUGUGCGCUUGAAUAAUUCAUCUAACGGCUCUUAAUGAGUCCAGACCCUCAGCAGUUCAUUCGGCUGUACAUCAGCUUUCCCAGGAGCAGCUGGAUCUGAACAUGAGGUGUUUUUAACGCAGCCUGGGUUAUUGGUCGGAUGCUUUUUGUGCUUCAAGUUGGAUUUAUUGUGUUAUUUGAGAGAGACAUGACAGUAAUGGCUUUCAAUGAGAUUCAGAAAGUACUUCUUUAGUGAAGCUGCGGCUCCUCGUUUCAUUUGACCCACGUGACCUCUGCUUCUGCGUUUCCCAGCAUGCUGCAUCAUCACCUCGGGCUGCCUGAUUUCCUGUGGCAUCGUCUGUCGGAGGUCUCAGCCCAUGUGACCGGACCCGGCCAAUCAGAGAGUGUCCGAUGCAGUGAUGCGAGAGACUGAUCUUCACUGCAGCUGCAGAUUAUCUGUCACUGAAGCUGCUUGUGAGUUUAAUCUGAGCUGCAUACGGUGACUCCCUGAACCUGCAGCACGUUUGAUGUGAAAUCUAUUAGACUGAGAGAGUCAAUGAUAACGAUGACUGUAUUCAUGAACCGUGGUAUGUACCUGCUACUUCAGCGGAUCCAAAAAACAUGGUAUUAAUGAGCACAAACUCCAGUGCAUGAUGUAGUGCUGAUGCUGAGCUCAAAACUCCCGAAUCAUAGCUUUGAUCCUACAUGUCUCGUUUAGACACGCGUGUAUGGUGUUCAGUGCUGGGAAGGUUACUUUGGAAAUGUAAUAGGUUACAGAUUACAAGUUACCCUGUUUAAAAUGUAAUAAGUAGUGUCACUAUUUUCAAUUGUUAAUCAUUUUGAAACAUGUAAAGCAGGCAGGGUACAGUAGAACUCAGCACAGAUUACUGUCACUUUCGAAAUCCAUCAUCACUUGAAAUAAGAUUAUAAUCAUUUAAUUUUUAAAGCACAGCCACCACAAAAUCAGACUUACUUUGAGAUCAUUCUGAGGUUAAAUACAGAUUUAAAACCAUAACAAGAAAUGGUUUAGUAAAUAGUUCAUGAUACUGUUUUGAAAUCAAAUCUUUGCAUAGUUAUAAAUAAAGUAUAUACAUAAACCAAACAGGAAAUAAAAUAAGCAUGUGUCCU
This is a messenger RNA of Onychostoma macrolepis, 4563 nucleotides long. RefSeq names its product cut-like homeobox 1b (gene cux1b). The transcript is spliced from 23 exons. Bases 89 to 2107 code for a protein of 672 amino acids. Gene Ontology annotation, biological process: intra-Golgi vesicle-mediated transport. The record is from RefSeq and is a predicted model, not a curated record. Gene Ontology annotation, cellular component: Golgi membrane. Lineage: Eukaryota; Metazoa; Chordata; Actinopteri; Cypriniformes; Cyprinidae.